Molecule: messenger RNA, 444 nt
Organism: Colletotrichum spaethianum
Lineage: Eukaryota; Fungi; Ascomycota; Sordariomycetes; Glomerellales; Glomerellaceae
Exons: 1
Coding region: 1-444 (147 amino acids)
Source: RefSeq, a predicted model, not a curated record
AUGAGAUUAACCGCCCUCGUCGACGUUGUCCUGGUGGCCCUUGUCGCGGCCGCCGUCUCCAGCGUACCCCCAAAGGACCCCCACGCUCAAAUCGCCGGCUCGCCCCGCCCCGGCUGGCCCUACUUCAAACACCCCGUCUGUAGAACCAGAGCCUAUGGGUUCUUCGGCACGCACCAUGUGAUCGCUGUCUCCGGGGUCAAGGACAUCCCCCAGACGUGCAACUUCCUCUGGGCCGGCCUGAACAAGUUCGACGGCUGCAAAUUGUUGACCAAGACGUAUUGCGGCGGGACCGACGGGUAUCUCCAGUGGCGGUUCCAGCGUUGGGUCUCGUGCAACCCCGGCAUGAUUGCGUCGUCGUGGUUCGACACGACUGAGAAUCAGCUAGGGUUUCUGGAUUGCGAGGCGAAGCAGCCGGAUGUGCAGCCUGAGGAGGGGGGUGAUUAG